CGACCAGUCUGCAGUCUACUAAUGGCUGUUUUCAUGUUGGAUUUCUCGUCUCGUGACCUGUGAAAGAAUACGCUCUGUGGAUGUACAUAUCUCAUUUAUUACCCAGCAGGAAGGAGGUUGAUUGACAAUAUAUUCUUAAGUGUCCUCAUCAAUUUCCCAUCAAUAAGAUUUGUUUCUGAAGUAUGACUUGGUAGAGAUGGUUUGUUCUGGUCUGGUGUGUGCGACUGGCUAGUUGGUGUUAUGAUGACUUUCCACACGGCCAGCUCUCACCUCAAACGAUAUGCAUGGCCAGCCACUGGAGGCCUUCCUUAACGCUGGCUGCACCAGUCCAGCCAAGGGAAAAGUACCAACUGACAGCGACAUGCCACCAGAAACGAACUUCCAGCACACAGCCCUAAUGGAACGAAUGAACACCCCGUCCAAUUCGUUCCAGUUCGACCUCGAUGACGUGGCCCUCGAGGAGCAGGCCGGCUAUCACAUGGAGGCCAAGAGGGCCAAGAAGGGAGUCGGCAUCGCUGGCAAGAGCAUCGAGGAGGAGCUCUGUCGGAUAUGUGGCGACCGCGCCUCCGGCUACCACUACAAUGCGCUCAGCUGUGAGGGCUGUAAAGGUUUCUUCCGACGCAGUGUGACGCGAGGAGCCAGUUAUAACUGUAAAUAUGGGGGGAACUGUGAGAUGGAUAUGUGGAUGAGACGCAAGUGUCAGGCAUGUCGUCUCCGCAGGUGUCGGGAAGUCGGCAUGAAAGAAGAAUGCCUGCUAUCUGACGAGCAGUGUAAGGCACGCGAUGCCCGCCGUAAAGCCAAGGCUCGGACUCCAUCGUCAAGCUCCGGCCCCAAGUCAAACGGCCCUCCCAGCAUCAGCUCGAAGAAGAUGGAGCCCAGUCCGGACGGCAACAGUCUGUCGUCGGACCCGGACAUGCAGCUGCUGUGUGACGCCAAGUACGACCGGCGGUCCAUGUCGCCCACGUCGAUCAUCUACGACAACCCUCUCGACAAGCUGUCCGAGUCGCAGCGCAGUCUCAUCGAGAAGAUCAUCAGUCUCCAAGAGAAGUUCGAGUACCCCGACGACAAGGAUGUGGAGCGCGUCACGUUGAUCAACCCGGAGGACAAGGAGGCGUCUCCGCGCAGUCUGCUGUCCGACAUGGUCCAGAUGACCGUCCUCAUCACGCACCUCAUCGUCGAGUUCGCCAAGUGUCUCCCCGGCUUCCUCUCACUCAAUAAGGAGGACCAAAUCAUUCUACUUAAGGCGUCGUCAACAGAGGUGAUGGCAAUCCGUGCUGCUCGUUGUUACGACAUGGAGAGUCGCGCCAUCGUGUUCGCGAGCGGUCUGCCCUGCACCCUGGAGAACAUGCAGGCGACGGGUAUGGGGAAGUACGCGGAGCUGGUGUACGAGUUCUGUCACAACAUGGCGCGAAUGAAGACCGACAACACGGAGUACGCCCUCAUGAUCGCCAUCUCCAUCUUCUCAGAGCGACCUGGUCUAAUAGAACAGAAGAAAGUAGAAAACAUUCAGGCCACGUACGUAGACUGUCUUCACAAAUACGAAAACGCCAAACGGCUGCGUGGGGGGAGUGCACUGGCCAAGUUCCUAACUCGACUGUCGGACUUGCGGUCGAUCAGUGCCGAGCACUCGAGUUUGUUGGUUGACCUCGAGAAGUAUGGAGAGAAGCUGCCGUCACUAAUGACCGAGAUGUACAUUAUGCCUCCAGAAGGCACAUAAUGUUAUUCCCGCAUGUUAUGAUAUUGUUCACUUGUUUGUUGGUGUUCAGUAUGACAUGUAAUGUGAUAGUGUGAUAUACUCUUCAACCAUACUGGCGCACAAAGGAUGAUGAAAACUUUUUUUUUUCAUUUGUUUUUUUUCUUCUUUUUUUCAUGACUGCAUCGACAGUUCAGGUUCAGCCAGGACAACUGAAAGAAUCUUUCAUUUUGUUCAGGUUUUUUUUUUUAUGGUUUUUUUUUUAAAACAAUGUAAUGCAUUUCAAAUACAGGAAAUCUUGGUCUAUUUCCUCAGUGAAGACAAGGUAACAAUACACUUGUGACUAUGAUUUGAAUCCGUUUGUUUACAUUGCCGACGGGAGAUUUCUGUCCAAAUUUGACAACAGUACUGCUCAGGUGGAGAAUACUUCACAGACCAAAGUUUCAGGUGGAAUCUUCAACAAAACAACAACAAAAAAAGUAAUAACAAAUGUGCCUUCUGUGUUAAAUUGUGGUGAAGCAUUCUCUUUAACUGCGAGUAAAGUAUUUGAAACAAGGAGCCAGUUAGUCAGCUUGGACGGAGUUUGUCAACUGGAUGAAGUUACUCAAUAUUUGAUCCCAGUGGACAACAUUGUACUACUAUCUUCGUAGUUCGAACCCAGUGAGAAAACAAGAAGAAGAAGAAGAAGAAAACUACUGGCUGUUGAAAUCCCAGUAGAAUUCGCUGCACUAUGGAACUGGCUGUAGGAAUCCCAGUGAGAUAAAACAACAGUACUGCACCAUUCCCCCAGAUCUAAACUGUUUGCCGAUCGGGAAAAACUCUAUUUGGUGUUAGUUUUUUUACUGAGCCGGUCUUCAGGUGUUUCAAAUUGUACGGACUGAGGUACCGAAUAUUGACUUGUACGGAUAAGAUACCUAAUAUUGACUUGUAUAAACUGAGGUACCUAAUAUUGACUUGUACAGAUAAGGUAUCUAAUAUUGACUUAUACAGACUGAGGUACCUAAUAUUGAUUUGUAUGGACUGAGGUACCUAAUAUUGAUUUGUAUGGACUGAGGUACCUAAUAUUGAUUUUUAUGGACUGAGGUACCUAAUAUUGACUUAUAUGGAUUGAGGUACCUAAUAUUGAUUUGUAUGGACCUGAGGUAUCUAAUAUUGAUUUGUAUAGACUGAGGUAUCUAAUAUUGAUUUGUAUGGACUGAGGUACCUAAUAUUGACUUGUAAGGACUGAGGUACCUAAUAUUGACUUGUCCACACUGAGGUACCUAAUAUUGAUUUGUACAGACUGAGGUACCUAAUAUUGAUUUUUAUUGAGUGAAGUACCUAAUAUGAGGUACCUAAUAUAGACUUGUAUGGACUGAGGUACCUAAUAUUGACUUGUAUGGAGUGAAGUACCUAAUAUUGACUUGUAUAGACUGAGGUACCUAAUAUUGACUUGUAUGGAAUGAAGCACCUAAUACGAGGUACCUAAUAUUGAUUUGUACAGACUGAGGUACCUAUUAUUAAUUUGUAUGGAAUGAAGUUCAUGAUAUUGACUUGUUAUGAUACAACUGGUUUUGAGAAAGGCAGCUGUUAAUACUGUAACUAGUGAGUCUUCUGUGAUGAAAUAUCUAGUAUAGUGUAUAUAUUACUAUAUUGUUGGAGAGUGAUGCUAUAUCUAGAAUAUUGUACAUAUUAUACUGUAUUGUUGCAGAGUGCUUGAUAUAACAACUUUCAAACAGAAACAACUAUUAAGAAGAAAAAAAAAAAAUCCUUUUUUUUUGUUGUUAUAUAUAUGUUUAAGCCUGUUUAAAGGUUUUUAGUUAUAAAAAAGUUUACAUUUUUAUUCUUAAAUAUGUAAAUAAAUUUAAUCCAGUUACUAUGACAAAAUCACAUUUUUGUUGUUAAAAAGUUUAGUUCUUUAAAAAUCUACAAUUUUGUUUUAAAUACGUGAAAAAAUUUAAGCCAUUUUAAAGGGUUUUAAUACUAUUUUAUACAAACUCUUCGUAUUCUGUGAGCAAAUUUUCCAAAACUGUAACUUAAAAAAAAAAAAUUUAAAUAUCGCCAUAGCAACUUGUCUACCUCGCAAAAUAGAUGCCUUUUAAUUGUGUAUCUGAAGCUAUGGUUUGAAGUUUGUGAUUGAUAUUGUUUUGCUCCUCAGUUUAUUUUUACCAGUAUCACUAGGCUUUUAAACGAAGGCUCAAGUAUAUGUAUGUGUCUAAAAUUCCCAACUUCCCAUAAAUGGAAAGUAAAAUAUUUAAUAUUGAAAAUAAUUUUCCUAAUCUGGAUAUUGAUUUUUGGUUGUCAGUACAUUGCUUGUUCUGGGGUGUUGUUAAACAUUUAUUCAUUCCAAUGUUCAAUCAAUCAAUCAAUCAGUUAUUUGACCCGUGUUUAGAUCCACUGAAGGUUCAAGCAGGUCUGUCUUGGGCACAUUCUCCGAAUUUACCGGCAAAUUUUCCAAGACAGGUUUCCAAUAUUGCAGACCCAAGGUUGUGGUAACUAGAUUUGUUUAGUUUUUUUGUUUGUUUUUUACUCCUUUUGAACUUGAAGACCUGACUUCUUUUUUUUUUUUCUUUUUUUUUGACUUACUAACACCUUGAAAUAUGUGACCAUGUCUGUGAAAAAGAGUACAGAUGAGGCGUUAAGUCAUUCACAGUAAACGUUGUUUAAAAUGGCGUCAUUUGGAAUGUCAAUGUGGCAUCUGUGAGGCACAAGCUUGUUGGAAAUGAUAUCAGCAUGUAAGCAUUUUAUUUAUUACCUACCUGGUGAAUGUCUAGGUGUGUCAUACAAAUUUCAUGUACACCACCAGGUGGAUUUGAGUUGUUCAAUGACAUCAUCAGACCUGUUAACCUUUGUCAAAAAGCAGGAGAUUUUUUUGAAAGAACACGAUUUAACACAAAAUUACAAGUUUUAAAAAAUUAUUUAAUAAAUUAUAUCAACUCUACAUAAUGUCAUGUAUACGUGUCAACCUUAGAUCUUGGCAUUAAAAAAAUAAUAAUUAAAAAUUAAUUAUAUUUUAUUAUUAAAAACAAGUUUAAAGUUUAAAUAUUAUUAUGAUGAUCAUUUCGGUAAACGAUGUCAUCUUCCUAUGUCCUAGCUCAGUGCGUUCGCAUGUCUCAUUAUGUUUUAGUAACUGUCAGAUUUUUACAUUAUUUAAAGGUUGAUAAUAAAUAAAAUACCACAUUAAUUUUCACUAGAUUUAAUUUUUACUGAACUCGAUAACUUCCCAUGGUAUUUUCCCUCACUUUCAUUCAUUCAGAUGACAAGUGCAUGUAUCUUUGAACUGAAAUAUGUUCGUCAUCUCACUUGUGACCACUGGCUAUUAAAAAUGCCAAAAUAAUAUUUUUCUAUUUUCCUCUCGUCUGUACACUUUUUGUAGCCACGGUCACAUAUAUGUACAUGCUUAGUAGUCUGGGUUUUUAAAUUUAAUUUUUAAACUAUUACAAUUCGAUAUUGUUGUGUUAUAAGCAUUAUUCUUAAUGUAGAUUGGCUGUGAACGAAAAGGAAUGGGAAUUUGGUGGUGUUAAUUAAUUAUAGUCUAUAAAUAGAUGCAGGCUGAUUGAAUUAAGUCAUUCAUUGAGAUUAUAUCGCAAGUUUAAUUUUUAAUUUUUGUAAUUUAUUUUAAUUAGUCCUUACAAUCAAGAUCUAAGGUUAUAUAUAAUGUGCUUAUUUCUCUACCUAUUCUCUUUCCUGUGACCAGGAUAGGUAUGUGCUACAACAGCUUGCUCUGAAUGUGCACGUAAAUCCCUUUCACUUCACUUCACUUCUACCUAUUGGCCUUCUGUUAUUGCUUACCAAUGUUUAGGGUAAGGUUGGUUUCAUGUUUUUUUGUUUGUGUUUUUUAAAUAUUUAUUUUAAAACACAAUGGUCUAACUUAAAAUCGAUGCAUAUCAUACAUACACUAUUUUAUCAUUUUAACUUGUAGCAUUUCUUUAAAAAUUUGGUUUCAUUGUACUGAAACAGUGACUAAAAAGUACUAAAGCCUCUAAAAUAGUUUUAUUUAGUCUCUAUGCUAUUUAAAAGGUAAUAUUUAAACUUCUUCCUCAGAAAUAAGUUUAAUUUUUUGCUUCAUUUUGAAAAUGGAGAAUUAAAAAAACAAAACAAAUUAUGUUCAAAAGCAAAACUAUUGUUAUAAAUGUAAAAGCUAGUGUUCACAUUAUGUAAACCGGUUUUGAAACAAUAUCCACAGAUUUAGUUUUAUUGUUUUAUCAUUUGAUUUGUUAUUCUGCAUGAAGCAUUGUCUGUUCAUGUGUAGGCUAACUAGAUCAACUAUUGCAUCAGUCUUUCCAGACUUUUUGUUUCACAUCACACACACAGUCACUCAUGUUUAAGCCAUGUAUAUACCAUAUUCUCAUUCAUAAUACUCGGAUGGAAACCCAUUUCCAAAAAUAUGGAUGCUUGUAGACUGACUAGUGCAUAGAACUUAGCAAUAUUAUCACAUACAUUACAUAGUGGCUUAGACAUGGGUAUCUAUCUAUAUAUAUCACACCCCUGACCAACAACUUAGACAGUGGGUAUCUGUACAUCACACACCUGACAGACAACAUAGACAUUGAGUAUACAGUAUAUAUAUCACACACCUGACAGACAACAUAGAUAUUGAGUAUCUAUAUAUCACACACCUGACAGACAACAUAGACAUUGAGUAUACAGUAUAUAUAUCACACACCUGACAGACAACAUAGAUAUUGAGUAUACAGUAUAUAUAUCACACACCUGACAGACAACAUAGACAUUGGAUAUCUCUAUAUAUCACACUUCUAACAGACAACAUAGACAUUGAGUAUACAGUAUAUAUAUCACAGAUCUGACAGGCAACAGAGAUAUUGAGUAUCUAUAUAUCACACACCUGACAGACAACAUAGACAUUGAGUAUACAGUAUAUAUAUCACACACCUGACAGACAACAGAGACAUUGGAUAUCUCUAUAUAUCACACUUCUAACAGACAACAUAGACAUUGAGUAUCUAUCUAUAUAUCACACACCUGACAGACAAUGAAGACAUUGAAUAUCAAUAUUUAUUACAUCCGUUACAGACAACAUAGACAUAGACUUUAUAUAUGACACUUCUGACAGACAACAUAGACAUUGCUUAUCUCUAUUACAUAAACAUUCAGAGUUCAUGUAUCACAAUCCUGACAGACAACAUAGAUAUUACAUAUCUAUAUAUCACACCCCUUACAGUCAACAUAGACAUUGAAUAUAUCUAUGCAUCACACCUCUGACAGACAACCUAGACAUUGCUUAUCUCUGUUUAUCAUACUCCUGAAAAACAACAUAGACAUGUAUCUUUAUAUUGCACCUCUUACAGACAGCAUAGACAUUGAAUAUCUCUUAUAUCACACUUCUGACAGACAACGUAGACAUUGAGUAUCUCUAUGUAUCACAUUCCUAACAGACAACAUAGACAUUGCUUAUCUAUAUAUCACACGCCUGACAAACAACAAUGACAUUGAUAUUUAUAUAUUACACAGCUGACGGACAGCAUAGACAUGGAGUAUGUAUAUAUCACAUACCCUGAUACACAACAUGGACAUUGAAUAUCUAUAUAUCACACACCCUGAUUGACAACAUGGACAUUGAGUAUAUAUAUAUCACACACUCUGACAGACAACAUGGACAUUGAGCAUCUACAUAUCACAUACCCUGAUAGACAAUAUGGACAUUGAGUAUCUAUAUAUCACACACCCUGAUAGACAACGUGGACAUUGAGAGUAUAUAUAUAUAUAUAUUACACCCCGAUAGACUAGAUAUACCCUUGACUGACAAUAUGGUGUCAUUUUGUUGGGCAGAAAGGAAAUAUUUGUUGUUAGGUUUGAGGCAAGUGAGUAUUUGAAAUUUUUGAUCAUUAACAUUUUGUAGAAGUUUUAUUGUUGUCACACAGCAUUCUCAUAGCAUAUUUCUGCUUCAGAGCUGGAUUAUUUGUUUAUGUAUGCAUAAUAGUUUAUCACUUUUGUACAAUUUGUUUGUUUUUUAAUCUCUCAUCUCUAUUAAUAAUUGUUUAAUGUAUUGCUAUGGUUUCUGUUGGUAACAGUUUAUUAUUCAGUGUUUAGUUGUUAAGUUGUCUGUAUUGUUAUUUAUCAUUCGUUUGAAAAGCUACUGUUUUUUUUGUUUUGUUUUUUUAGUUGUUUAACUACAAGUGUAUUAUCAUUCAUUUAGCUUGCUAAGUUGUUACACAGUUACGUUUUUCUCAAUUAAUAAUUUGUACCUUGCACAGCAAACAUUUUUAUCAGUGUUACCAUGGUAACCACACAGGUCUUUUAUGUAGCACUAUAGCAGUUAAAAUUAUAAAGCAGAUUUUCAAAAUGUAAAGAGCUUAAUUUGGAAAUGAAAAGUAUACACCAUGCACCUUUCUUAGUGGUAGAUUACAAACUGUCUGGGAGAGUGGACUACUUGGGGAGGGAGGGAGGGGGGUUAACUACCUGGGGAUGAUAAUACUUGGGAGUUCAUUCUACAUGGGCUUCUCUUUCCAGUUAGCAGUUUUAUAACUGUAUUUUAUUACUACUUUUAUGUGAAAGAAAGAUUUUCUCACAAAAAAGUAAAUAUAUUUUUUUUUGCCAUAUAAAAGUAUGAAUUUUCCUACAUGGAAUGUGAUUUUUAAUUUUUUUUUUUUUUUUUUUUUCAAAAUUGAAACUGAUCUCAGAGGGUUUAGUCUUAAAUAAAACCUUUAUGAUUUUUUAACAAAUGUCUGGCAAGUAUAAUGUAAGAAUAUUUUUUGAGCUUCAUAAUAUGUGAAUAUGUAAAUAUUUCCUUUUGAGCACGAAGGUUGCCAUGGUAAUGUCUCUAGUUUCAUUCGGUUGUAUUGAUUUUUAAUGCCAAAACACAUUUGAUUUCUUAUUGGCCUGCUGAUAUUUAGUUUUUUAGGCAAAGUAAAAGUGAAAUGCUUAAACUCAGGGAAUUUUUUUUUUUUUUAAUCAGUAUUUUCACUGGAUUUUUGUUUUCUUUUGUCAAUCCAAGUUAUGCAUGACCGAAACAGCUUGAUCAAUUAUUGUUAUUGUAAAUUCAUUUAUCUGCAAUAAACUUGUAGUAUUACAUUUUGCUAAAAUCUCGAAAAACUGAAUGUCUUAGAAGAGGCUCCAUAUUUUCUCAUGUUUACGGAAUAGCACAUUUAUUUAGUCCCUGCUCAGCAUGAUAUGAAGUAAAAAUAAAUAAAUGCAGACAUUAAUAGAUGUAUUUACAAGUUAAUAAUCACCAUGUGUUAUAGUAUACCCAUUGGAAGAAUAAAAUAAUGCGGUGAUUUUAGCUUUAAAUUUUCUAGGACAUAGUUGGGGGAGGGACAUACGUGUGUAAGUACAUGUAGCCUGGAUACUACUCUGGCAUUUGGGGGAGUGGCUGCAGUGAUGGAUCCAAGUUUGUAUGCAGGGGAGGGUUUAUAUCCAACUACUUAAUUGGAAGUUAUAUAUUAGCUAUGAAUUCACUUUAAAAUUAAGUGGCCCCCCCCCCCCCCAUUUCCCCCCUGGUGAAUGGGGUGGGGUCCAGACACCUUCGACCACCCUCUGAAUCCACACCUGGGUUAAUUAAUAUAUCUUUGAGGACACACACCUCUGACUAUAAGGGAUUUUUCUUCUUUUUUUUUCAGUCUAAAAAGAGACACAAUUUAAUUUUAGUUUUAAAAUUGUCAUGCAUGCUGGUAUUGGUACAACAUUCGUUGAAAUAAUUAAUUGAAUCAAAUGCAGACUCUCACAUCAAACAUGCAGGUAUAGUGGCACGCCAUGCUUUAUUCCACUUGUUAGCAAGUGUAACUGUUGUUGAACCACUCUAGAUUACUUACAGCCAGAGUGUUUCCAACAUGUGAAUGAAGCAUGCGACUGUCUUGCAGUUAAAUACAGCAAUUAGAAUAUACAUGUACUCACAAACCACCCCUUAUCAAUUUAACCAGUACUGACGUCUUUAGCGUUAGUCCGACGCCAUAUAACUGUAAUUAAAAUGUGUUGAGUUCAUCGUUAAAUAAAACAUUCCUUUUUUCUUUUUUCUUUCUUGCACUUUUUUUCUUUCUAGGACAGACAACAGACAAAUAGUUAUUUACACACAUAUGACAUUUUGAUAUCUGAAAUUGGUGGUUAAUUGCAUUCAGGGAGUCUGUAUUAUGUUCAGGGAGUCUUAUGUUUAAUUACAUUCAAGAAGUUAGAGGUUAAUUAUAUUCAGGGAGUAUAGUGUUUAAUUACAUUCAAGGAGUUAGUUCAAGGAAUUGGUGGUUAACUAUAUUGAUAUUCAGUGUUUUAAAUUCCAUUCAGGGAGCCGGUAUUUAAUUACAAUCAGGGAAUAAUAUAUUUAAAAAAUAUACUGGUAGUAAUCAUGUGUGUGUGUGCUUGUAUAUUUUGAAGAUGAUAUUUCAAAAACACGAUUAUAAAGUUAUUGUAUUCCAUAUUUGACAAAGAAUGCUCCUUUGCUGGUGAUUUUGCCUUCUACAAAGGGAAGUAAUUCUUGAAGAGAUAUUUUAUGUCAGGCUUAUCUGUACACUUUUUCUCUUUCUUUAAAACUAAUAAUAGGUGUAAUUUUGACUUUGACAUAUUGUCAUUUACUCAUUGAGUAACCCUGCUUGUUAUUGGUGUUAUUAUAAUGCAGUCAACUACUUCCUACCCAAUUCUGUUUUAAUCAAGGGAAGUAUAAUGCAAAUAGUCAAUAUGACAGGUGCCUUGCUAGAAGUGUGCUUUCCUGAAAGAGAAGAUAACUCAUGUUGUUUGGUCAUUCUUUCUACCUAGGGAAAUGGCAAUGCAGUAAGGGGCUGAUCACCUUUAUCAACAUUUACACAGGUGUAAAGAGAAUAUUCCUUAUUGUUACCCGGCCUCUACCUCGUCCUAAAAGUGUACAUAAAAAUUGUAGAUUUUUUGUUUUGUUUCGCCUUCACGAAGUAAAAAAGCAAGAUAGAGGUAUUACUUUGCGACUGGUGGCAGUGGUGGCAACAACAGCAUAACUUUUGCCAAGUUUUGCAUCAGAUCAGUUUCUCAGAAACUAUUUAAGUCCUAGGGCAAUGAAACUUGGUUUAUAGUUGCACCUAUGGAUGUUCAUCAUAGUGUAUUGAAAACGUUUAUGGUAGGCGAGAGGCAUUUAAUUCCGCAGAAUUUAUGUUUUAAAGGUUGGGGUUGUUCUUUUUUCAGUUUAAAAGUGUAUGUUGGCAAUAAUGCCCAUGUCCUCCACCCCAACAAGUGAAAAUGUUGACAACUGUGAACAACCUUUUACUGGCUUGCUCCUUGCAUUAAUAGCUUGUGAAUUCAGGGAUUCAUGCAAAUUCAUGCAAAUACCAUUACUGUGUUUCAUGUUGCCAUCAGUAGAACAGCUUUAAAUAGUAUCUGUCAAACACAUCUAAAUCAACUUCUUUCCAACCAAUAUCUAUCUACCAUUUUCAGGGCUAGAUAAGGGUCAAUAGAAAACUUCACUAAACUAUCUAUUAAAGGUCAAAGGUAGAACCCCCUACCCCUACCCCUACCCUUACCCCUAUCCCUAUCCCUCUCCCUCUCCCCCUCCCUCUCCCCAUUACUUUCCAACAAAGUGUUAAUUAUUACAUCAAAUAAAAUGUCUCAUGUUUUUAAAAUUUGCAACUGGAGAGUGACAGAGGUAGUCCUGAAGUUUUAAACAGCAAGAAAAAAUAUAUGGAGUAUUUUUCUGAAGUAGAUAUGUAUGUAUGAUAUUAAAAAAACAUUGUUAUACAUUUUUAGGUUUUUUUGUUUUAAUGAUGUGCCUUUUGGAGAGUGGAACAUUAAUAUGACUAUCUCCAAUGUUAUUUGUCACGGCAGCAGUUUUAGGACAGUGCUUCUUCUUGUUAUGUCUCGAACAUGAGCUGUGAACGGUUUUAUUCGUGUUCAAGAACUUGUUACUCAAUGUAGACUGUAUCAUCUCGUCCAUUUUGUGUGCAAAACAAAAUUGACUUCUUUUAAAAAAAAUAUUUGUGAAAAGGAAUAUGAAAAUUAAUUAAUUAAUGUCAGUAUUGUUUGAGUUGUAUAAAAUUUGCAGAUCGUUAUUGUGAAAUGACCUGUUUUUUGUUGAACUGUGAAUUAAAUGGCAUUGUAUAUCAUACUGGAGUUAUUGUGGCUGUGUUUCAACAAUUUUAAUUUCAGUGAAAACAGAAAUGUAUUGAGUCUAAUUGAUUGAUAUUUUUUAAAUGAAGGGUUAAGUUAUUUUAAAAUUGUUUUAACUUAAAAUGCAUUGAUCUUAUACCAUUUUCAUUUAUAUCAGUUUCAAGGUUCACAUUUACUGUAUUUUUAAAACAUACUUGAAAUUUUUUAUUGGUUUAAACUAAUUAAUCUGUGUGCUCUAGUGGUAUCAUUAAACAAAACAAACUUUAACUUUAAUACAAAGCGUAAAAUUAUCCUCUAGUUCUCUUUGACAUAACAAUUCUGUCUUGAAAAUAACUUAACUCUUAAAAAUUUAUAAUCCGUAAGUUAAGUCUGGCUGUUUUUGAAAAGGAUUUUCAAGCAAAAUUAUUGAUUAACGAGCACAUACAAAUACACACUAUCUAUUUUAACUAUUUAUACCCUUUGGGAGUUUUUGUUGGCAUGAAGUAUAAACAAAAUCAUCUUUGAAAAAAACAGCGGACUGUCUAAACCGGAUUAAAAGGGGCCUGACAAUGUGCUAGUUUACACAAAUUUCAGCCAUAUCAUUGCCAUUGAACAGAACUCUAGAUCAUACUAAUUUUUACAUAAAUCUGGAUUACAUAAAAAGCUGGUUUAGACAGAAAUCUGGUUUAGACCAAUCUGGUUUAGACAGAAAUCUGGUUUAGACAUAUCUGGUUUAGACAGAUAUCUGGUUGAGACAAAUAUCUGGUUUAGUCAGAUAUAUGGUUUAGACAGAUAUCUGGUUUAGACAGAUAUCUGGUUGAGACAAAUAUCUGGUUUAGUCAGAUAUAUUGUUUAGACAUAUCUGGUUUAGACAGAAAUCCGGUUUAGACAGAACUCGAGAUUACACAAGUGUUUGGACAGUUUAUUAUGUGUUUAACUCCUAUGUGCAGAUGUAUUUUGUGUUGAUGAUUUGACAACACUAAUUUGGUUAUGUGAAUGAUAUCGGCCGGCUCAAGGUAUAUACUGGUAUAGUUUUAAUAUAUUAAACAAUGUGAACUUAGAAUUACUGUAGUUUGUAGUUGAUAUAUGUAUUUUUAUGACAGUAUGCCUCUGUUGUUAGAGCAACCUUAAAACAAACAGGUUUGUUGUGCCUGAUUGAUUCAUUCAAAUCACCCUGUUGCAUUUUUUACCCAUUUUCAAUCAAUUUUUAAAACUUUUUUUCUUCUCUUGAAAUAAACUUUGAAAAAUAAUCAUUAAAAUGUUUAAAGGUUGGAUUGCUGGAAACAGUUGUGUUAAAUAGCUUGGUAUCUAUGGUAGUUUUAAAACAUUGUUUUUUGGUUUGGUUUUGUUAUUGAGAAGUAAACAGUUGUUAUUAA
Molecule: messenger RNA, 13041 nt
Organism: Gigantopelta aegis
Lineage: Eukaryota; Metazoa; Mollusca; Gastropoda; Neomphalida; Peltospiridae
Product: ecdysone receptor-like
Exons: 9
Coding region: 281-1717 (478 amino acids)
Biological process (GO): positive regulation of transcription by RNA polymerase II; ecdysone receptor signaling pathway; cell differentiation
Cellular component (GO): nucleus
Molecular function (GO): nuclear receptor activity; zinc ion binding; RNA polymerase II cis-regulatory region sequence-specific DNA binding
Source: RefSeq, a predicted model, not a curated record